UCGAUCAAGAUGGCGACGUCGACCAGGAAGUAGGUAAACAACCGAACAGGGGAAGAAAAAUAUGGAUUAACCCCUCAGAUACACCCUAUCCGGUGAACACAAAGGCAUUGAGUGGUCGUCGAGGGUUAUCAAGGACAGGGGAGUUUAGUUAUCGCGCGAAAUGGCUGGCGAAUGACAGGGGUUUGGCACAUGACCAUGUUUCUGCUCGGUGUCUGAUGCCCACUCUUACCACGUCUGUCGUCAUGGACACAGAGGACUAUUUGCAUCCUGAGAGCCCUCAGCUAGGGAGCCCGAAGUUCAGCGCUCCCAGUCCUCCUCUCACGAGCUCCAUGGAGAGUCAGCUGUUCGCGUCAAACUCAUGGGUGUUUUCACAGCAAACCCAGUACAGCCAGCACUAUCCUAUGCAAUCUGGGAGGCAGCUUCAGUCAAACUCGUCCUCUGUGAAUCUGGACCUGUCUGACAUAGACAUUCACGACCUCGUGAGGAACGGAGACUUCUCCCAGGAUUUGUCGUGCAUAGAUGAGCUGUCCAACACAUCUUUGUUCUCCUCACCGUCUGACUCGCUGUCUGAGUAUGCAGACCCCUCUGGGUUUAGCAUCGAUAGUGUGGCACAGUUACCCACUGAGGUCACCAUGGCACAGAUGUACUGGGAUAUACCUGGACACAGUCAGAGACAACAGCAGAAUUUGGGCGCUUUUCCUGGUAGGCUUGAUGACAUCAGUGCGAUCCUGUCUGCAUCAGUAGCAGGACUUAAGGCUGCUCCGCCUCCACAGGAGGAAGAAGUGGAGGCAGAUGAGGAAGAAACCGAGGAGUUAGGGCACGCAGACACAUACGCUGAAUACAAGCCGUCUAAAUCUACUAUUGGAAUCUCUCACCCUGACAUUGUGGUGGAGACCAACACGCUUUCCAGCGUCCCUCCUCCUGACAUAACAUACACACUGUCCAUUCCAGACAGCACCAUUAGCUCCGGCAUGCUGUCAGCCCUGCAGCUGGAGGCCAUCAUCUACGCAUGCCAGCAACACGAGGUGAUUCUUCAGAAUGGUCAGCGAGCGGGUUUUCUGAUCGGAGAUGGAGCUGGUGUUGGGAAAGGCCGCACUGUGGCUGGGAUCAUACUGGAGAAUUUCUUAAAGGGACGGAAGAGAGCACUAUGGUUCAGUGUCUCGAAUGACCUGAAGUACGAUGCUGAGAGAGAUCUGAAAGACAUCGACGCACCCAACAUCCCUGUUUUUGCUUUAAAUAAGAUUAAAUAUGGAGACAUGGCUACCUCAGAGGGCGUUCUGUUCGCCACAUACUCAGCGCUGAUUGGAGAGAGCCAGGCGGGCGGCCAGCACCGCACCAGGCUCAAACAGAUCUUGGAUUGGUGCAAACCCAACUUUGAUGGAGUUAUUGUGUUUGACGAGUGCCAUAAGGCAAAAAAUGCGACUUCCACCAAGAUGGGUAAAGCAGUGCUGGACUUGCAGAGUAAACUGCCCCGGGCGAGAGUGGUAUACGCUAGUGCCACAGGUGCUUCUGAGCCAAAGAACAUGAUAUACAUGAGUCGUUUAGGGAUCUGGGGGCAAGGAACACCGUUCAAGACCUUUGAUGACUUCCUGCAUGCUAUAGAGAAGAGGGGUGUUGGUGCCAUGGAGAUUGUCGCCAUGGAUAUGAAAGUGAGUGGCAUGUAUAUCGCACGGCAGCUGAGUUUUUCCGGCGUGUCUUUCCGUAUAGAAGAGAUAACACUGGACGAAGAGUUUAAACUUGUCUACAACAAAGCAGCUAGACUGUGGGCAGAAGCUCUUGAGUUGUUCACCAGAUCAGCAGAUGUUUUGGGUUUGGUGUCUCGUAAGUCUCUGUGGGGUCAGUUCUGGGCAUCACAUCAGAGGUUUUUUAAAUAUCUCUGUAUCGCUGCUAAAGUCCGUCGUCUUGUCGAACUCGCUCAGGAAGAGAUGCAACGUGGCAAGUGUAUCGUGAUUGGCCUGCAGUCCACCGGAGAGGCUCGUACUCGAGAGGUCCUGGACGAGAAUGAUGGACGUCUGGACAGAUUCGUCUCUGCUGCUGAGGGUGUUUUCCACUCCUUAGUACAAAAACACUUUCCAACAGAGAAACCCAAGAGAGAGAAAAGUGCCGCGAGCAAAAGGAAACGAAAGCCCAGGAGCCGGCCUUCAAAAUUCCUGAAGCACUGUGUGGAAGUGAGCGGAGUCAUUAAAAUCAGCGAUGAUUCAGGCUCGGAUUCAGAUGAGAUCGACAGCGAAUCAAACUCUUCCCCUGAUUCACUACAGGACAACGACGAUGUGAUCUUCGUCAAUCACAUCAACAGCCCUGCUGCUAAACUAGAGGAGCUGAAGCAGAGGCUGCUGGGUAAAAUAGCAGAGCUGGGGAAAGAGCUGCCACUAAACACACUUGAUGAGCUGAUUGACAGGUUUGGAGGGCCAGAGAAGGUGUCAGAGAUGACGGGGCGCAAGGGACGUGUGGUGCGUCAUCCUGACGGUAGCAUACGAUAUGAGACCAGAGCGGAACAAGGCCUCACCAUCGAUCAUGUCAACAUCAGAGAGAAAGAGCGAUUCAUGUCAGGAGAAAAGUUGAUAGCGAUCAUCUCUGAGGCGGCUAGCUCGGGAAUCUCUCUACAGGCGGAUAAACGCAUUCAGAACCGCAGGAGAAGAGUUCACAUGACCUUAGAGCUGCCGUGGAGCGCCGACCGCGCCAUUCAGCAGUUUGGUCGGACACAUCGCUCAAAUCAAGUUACAGCUCCGGAGUAUAUCUUCCUCAUAUCAGAGCUGGCCGGAGAGAGACGCUUCGCCUCUAUUGUUGCCAAGAGACUGGAGAGUCUGGGGGCGUUGACUCACGGUGACAGACGAGCCACUGAAUCCAGAGAUCUGAGCCAGUACAAUUUUGAGAACAAAUAUGGCACCAAAGCACUGGAUAAAAUCACUAAAGCCAUUCUAGGAUACAUCGACAACAAAGUCCCUCCACCGAAGGGCUAUCCAGGAGGUGACAUCAUGUUCUUCAGAGAUAUGAAGAAAGGCAUGAUUGAUGUUGGGAUCUUCUGUAAGGAGCCGCGCUUCGGACUGAACACAGAGAAAGACUGCAGCAUCACCAAAUUUCUAAACCGUAUUUUGGGUUUAGAGGUAUACCAACAGAACUCUCUGUUCCAAUACUUCACUGAUAACUUCGACUACCUGAUCGAUAAAGACAAAAAAGAGGGGAAAUACGACAUGGGAAUAUUAGAUCUUGCUCCAGGUAAUGAUGAGAUCCAUGAGGAAACACAGGAGAAGUUUCUAACUCCAGGAAACCCUCAGGAAGGACAAGUCAUGCUUUAUAAGAUCAGUGUAGAUCGGGGAAUGCCCUGGGAAGAGGCGUGCAGUAAAGCCGAGAAAUUUUCCGGAGAUUAUGAAGGGUUUUACCUCUCAAAUAAGUUGCGUGGGAGCCAGCCUUGUGUCCUGCUCGCCGAACAGGGUCGCGGGCGGAACCUCAUCCUGUAUAAGCCCAACAUCGGCAAACAGGCUCAUCCCGAGAAUCUCGACAACCUGCUUCUUAGAUACUACAAGGUAACACCUGAGGAAGCAAAGGACUGCUGGGAGAGUCAGUUCGUCUUUUCCUUCACUAACUGCACACAUGCCAACUGGAACGGAAAGUGUAAGAUGAAUGAGCAGGGACAAGAGUGUUUUCUGGGAAUGCGUCUCAGGCAAUAUCACAUGCUUUGUGGAGCACUACUGAGGGUCUGGAAACGAGUGUCUGACAUUGUCUCUGAUGUCACAAGCUCCAGCAUCCUACAGAUCGUACGACUCAAAACCAAACAAAACAGCAAACAAGUUGGAAUAAAGAUCCCUGAAAACUGUGUGUCCCGUGUGCGCGCUGAGCUUUCUCGAAUGGACGAGGAGGUGAAAAAAGCUCGGCGAGAGAGAGAACAACUUGCUAAUGACCAACGUGCUCGUGUACGGCAAGAGAUGCUGGCCAAGUUCAUCAAUGCCCGCAAACUGUGCGCCAACCUGCCCCACGCCCUUCCAAACCACCUUCCAUACCCACGAUCCCUCUUGCCCCCUGUUACGAUGCCCAAGAGUGAGGUUGUCAGUGAAGUCCUGGACUUGACCAUCAGCCCGUGUCCCUCACCAGAUAUCAAAACCCUGCAGGACGCAGGAAUCAGCCUGAACGGCGUUUCUCUUAACGGUGGGAUUGCGGGCGGGAAGGGACGCCCAGGCGUGGUUGCUCCAGAGACCUUUGGCCUUGAAGAUUUGAUCUCUCAGGAGCAGCAGAGGCACAAGCAGGUCAAGUUGAACUCUAACUCACACGUAUCGUCAUCUUUCAAUGUCUUGCGACAGCCACAGCAGCACGUUCACACGCUAAAGCAGAAUCAUUCAUCACUGGGCAUGUUGACGCAGCAGCAGAGCGGCUCUCGCUUGCAGCAGGACGUUCAGGCAUCCGUGCGGUACAGCACACUUCUUUCGCAACUGCAUGGAGGACAGGACAAAUCGCUCAUGCAGCGACUUCUCACGCAGAUGCGACAGCAGACCGAUGCAUCAUCGCAGUCAACACGCAUAGCGCUGCCCAUACAGCGGAGCAGUCAACAUGCAAAUAUGCUAACGCACAACUCUAAUGCACUGGCACAUUCGUUUGGAAACCACGCACAGCAACAACAUCUGCAGAUGCAUGCGAGCAAUCACAGGCUCAUUUCUCUCAGCAGAACGCUGCAGUCGCAAUCCCUGCUGUCGCAACCCCUGCAGUCACAGACAAAAUCCCUGCUGUCGCAACCCCUGCAGUCACUGUCGCAACCCCUGCAGUCACAGUCGCAACCCCUGCUGUCGCAACCCCUGCUGUCGCAACCCCUGCAGUCACAGUCGCAACCCCUGCUGUCGCAGUCGCACCCCUGCUGUCGCAACCCCUACAGUCGCAAUCCCUGCUGUCGCAACCCCAACAGACACAGUCUCAAUCAAUGCAGUCGCAACCCCUGCAGUCACAGUCGCAAUCCCUGCAGUCGCAACCCCUGCAGUCACAGUCGCAAUCCCUGCAGUCGCAACCCCUGCAGUCGCAGUCGCAAUCCCUGCAGUCGCAACCCCUGCAGUCACAGUCGCAAUCCCUGCUGUCGCAGUCCCUGCCGUCACAGUCGCAACCCCUGCAGUCAGAGUCGCAACCCCUGCAGUCGCAACCCCUGCAGUCAGAGUCGCAACCCCUGCAGUCGCAAGCCCUGCCGUCACAGUCGCAACCCCUGCAGUCGCAAGCCCUGCCGUCACGGUCGCAAUCCCUGCAGUCGCAAGCCCUGCCGUCACAGUCGCAAUCCCUGCAGUCGCAAGCCCUGCCGUCACGGUUGCAAUCCCUGCAGUCGCAAGCCCUGCCGUCACGGUCGCAAUCCCUGCAGUCGCAACCUCUGCCGUCACGGUCGCAAUCCCUGCAGUCGCAACCUCUGCCGUCACGGUCGCAAUCCCUGCAGUCGCAACCUCUGCCAUCACAGUCUCAAUCCCUGCAGUUGCAUGCAGUCAACAGUCAUUCUGCUCCAGAAAGUGCGGCCAUUCGAAACAAUGACUUUGAUUUCGAUGCCUUGGACUUCAGUUGCCCUUCACCAGUUGCGCAAUUGCAGUACCCGUUCACCUCUCAAGCCCUGCCAUCCUCCACCCCGCCUCCUUAUUCCUCCUCCCUCUUUGCGUUGGUUCCUCCAAACUCCUCCCUCUCAGACUCCAACUCCUCUUCCCACUUCACGGCAUCUUCCUCGUCGUCUGAACAGUCACAUCUUCUGUUACCCAAUGGCCAUUGCAGUAUGGACGGCCUCGACGUGCGCCAGACACUAGAUCACAGGAUCCACGGAACGCCCCCUGACCACCGCCAGUCUGUCAUCCAGUUUAAAUCAAUGGAGUGGGACGCCACCUAGAGACUGCUGAUUGGUGGAUGUGCAAUUUUGGUGGGCGUGGUCUGUUAGUAGCCAGUGUAACUUGUCAAAAUUCUUGAUUCGUUACAUUUUGACUGUCGUCUCAGCUCACCCGGUUGGCGCGUUUAGUUUUCGGUAAGAGUUUGGGAAGACUUUGGUUUUUUUUUUUUUAGACGUUUU
Messenger RNA from Myxocyprinus asiaticus (Chinese sucker), 6013 nucleotides. Its product is annotated as protein strawberry notch homolog 2-like. Gene Ontology annotation, molecular function: histone binding; chromatin DNA binding. Gene Ontology annotation, cellular component: nucleus. Gene Ontology annotation, biological process: regulation of DNA-templated transcription. Lineage: Eukaryota; Metazoa; Chordata; Actinopteri; Cypriniformes; Catostomidae. The coding region runs from base 216 to 5756 and encodes 1846 amino acids. The transcript has 32 exons. The record is from RefSeq and is a predicted model, not a curated record.